Dipodomys ordii (Ord's kangaroo rat) is the source of this 818-nucleotide messenger RNA. RefSeq names its product small integral membrane protein 8 (gene Smim8). NCBI's taxonomy places the organism in Eukaryota, Metazoa, Chordata, Mammalia, Rodentia, Heteromyidae. The transcript has 4 exons. Bases 269 to 562 code for a protein of 97 amino acids. The record is from RefSeq and is a predicted model, not a curated record.
GGUUUGGAGCCCGGCGCGCGCGCGUGUGCCCAGGCGCCGGCCCUCGGGGAGGGAGGGGACGGCCGAGGCCCCCCGACGGUCUGCCACCGCCUUUGACUAAACCGUCCUCCAUUUUUCGGGUUGAGCAUUCCAAUCUGAAAAUUGGAACUCUGAAGUACCGUAAAAUCUGAAACUUUUGAAUGUCAACUUGAUGCCACAAAUGGAAAAUUCACACUUGACCUCAAGUGUCAGGUUGAAGUCAAGAAAAAAGUAAUCAUCGUUAGUCAAGAUGUCUUCAGCACCUGAGCCUCCAGCAGUUAAAAAGGAACCACCCAAAGAGAAAGACUUUCCAAACCCAGGGCUCAGAAGUGUUCGUACAACGACCUUAUUUCGAGCUGUGAAUCCAGAGCUCUUCAUUAAACCUAACAAACCAGUAAUGGCUUUUGGAUUGGUAACCCUUUCGCUUUGUGUGGGUUAUCUUGGUUAUCUACAUGCAACACAAGACAAUAAGAAGGACCUCUCUGAAGCUAUUGAUAGUGAAGGACACAGUUAUAUGAGAAAGAAAACAUCUAAAUGGGAUUAAAGUUCUGGUUCCUGCAGAUAGAGCUUUAUUAGAAGCUCUGAAAUCUUCAAUUGUAAGGCUUCCUGAGUGAGUCCAAUAAAAUGUUAAAAUGCAGUUGCCAUCAGUCCAAUAUAGUAAUGUAUCCUGUUACAGCUAACAGCUGUUACCUCAUUCUUUGCCUACAGUUUGCCAGUUUUCUCAUCCUCUCAUAAAAGUGCCUUAAGGAUAGAAGUCACUUUUGUUAAUAUGUAAAAUAAACGUACACAGUGCUGUUAAA